Cladocopium goreaui is the source of this 417-nucleotide messenger RNA. The record is from the annotation of a GenBank genome assembly. NCBI's taxonomy places the organism in Eukaryota, Dinophyceae, Suessiales, Symbiodiniaceae.
AUGAUAUAUCAUGUAAAAUGUAUAGCAUAUAGUUUAAAGUAUAUUAUACAACAUAUCUGUAUACAUAUAUAUACCAAUAUAUAUAUAUUAUAUGUAUACAUACGUCAAUUACCAAUCAAGUCCAGCAGGUUUUACAUUUUUUGUGCCAUUCUCAUCCAUUCUCCCCAUCAGGCUCCAGCAAAGCCUGUGAAGAACACCGUCGCUCUGCCAUUGUCGCCGAAAAGGCGGCUGAAAGGCAAAAAGGUUGGCGCUCGUGUCGACGAAGACGUGCCAAACGAGCAUGGGGCUGCGGCCGGCAACUCUCCACCAGCCGAGAGGUGACAGGCCAUGCAGAAAGGCUCCAUUCCGCCAGAUUUCUCCACUGAGAGUGCCACUCCAAAGGAAAUUUGGCCAUGUACCCAGCCCGCCAGAACAGCC